Penicillium brevicompactum is the source of this 1560-nucleotide messenger RNA. RefSeq lists its product as uncharacterized. The coding region runs from base 1 to 1560 and encodes 519 amino acids. The transcript has a single exon. The record is from RefSeq and is a predicted model, not a curated record. Lineage: Eukaryota; Fungi; Ascomycota; Eurotiomycetes; Eurotiales; Aspergillaceae.
AUGACCAGCUCACCCGAUUACAAGAAAUUGUACCUUGAAGCAGAAGAGCAACGGAAGCACGCAGAACAGCGACGGAUACAAGAAGAAGAGAGAUGGAAGCACGCAGAAGAGCGUCGAAAGCACGCAGAAGAGCGACUAAUACAAGAAGAAGAGAAAUGGAAGCAGGCAGUAGAGCGACGGGAAAAGGCGGAACAUGUGUUGAAGCAAGAAAGCGAGCGCAACCGGCGAACCACUUUCAUGGAAUUCCUCUGCCAUUCCCACAACCUAUUUUCCCGUCCUCUGAAGGUCAAAACGCCAUAUCAUUCAACCACAGUGACAAUACCUCCCAAGAGAACAAGUUGCCCGUUAAGACUGCGCCCAUGGAAUGAUUGCGCCCCCCAGCAACAAGCCGUCUAUGACCGUGUAUGCCACUAUCUGCAACCCAACAAAGAACCCCCUCAUCUUUUCACGCCCUUGGCUACCUUCGAAUGGUUUACUCAGUGUAACAUAGGACCCAUGCAUAGCGAAAGGUGUCUCGAAUCUUAUGAACAAAUUGCCGUUGAACACCAUGUGCGCGAUGUCAUCGAAGAACUAUGCAAGAUCCCGGCUGCGCGGGAGGAGUUCAUGCUUGGCGAUGGUGUUAGGUUUGGCAACCAUGAAAACGCUUUGAAUGAAACUCGUGACGAAUUAGCUGAAAUCGACAUGUCCAACCCACCUCGUCCAAAACUUGAUCAAUUCUGUGCCCACCGAGUUGAUGGCAAAACAAACAGUCUCCUCUUUGCCGUGCAGUAUAAGCCACCCCAUAAGCUUUCAGUGGAAAAUCUGCGAGCUGGACUUCGACCGAUGGAAUUAUGGGACGAAUUGGUCAAUCGGGAUACAGUGCCUUCAGACCCAAUGGAAAUAUUACAGUACAAUGCGGAACUUUCGUCAGCUUCGGCUUUGGUCCAGACAUAUGAUAUCAUGAUUGAAGAAGGCCGCGCGCAUGCCAUACUGACCAACGGGCUUGCUCGAGUUCUUCUCUAUGUGUCGCAUGAUGACCCGGCCACGUUGAACUAUCACCUCUGUGAGCCAAAUAGGGAGAUUGUUGGUCACUUACAGAGCUUUCAGCAGCCAAUGACCUCCUUUGCUAGAGAGCUUUGUCUUUGUCUAAUGAGCUUUCGUUCGCCCACGCGGAAUCAAGAAUGGCGAAAUCUUGCACGUUCUCAAGCUCAGGUCUGGGAAACAAGUUUCGAUCAAACUCGCUCUUCGAUUCCCAAAGAAGAGCUGCAAAAGGCCCCCCAAUUCGACAAUGUGAACUCAAGACCUUCGAAACACCAUCCAUCGUCUGCGUUGGAAUCUUCAAUGGCAGAUUGCCAAGUAUCUACAAGACCUCGAACUAGCUUUACAACAACUGAUUCUCAGAAGCGUACACCUCCACAAGACUCUUCGGGCUCUGGCUUAGCCGAAGUGGGCGAAUGCAAGCGCCGAAUUACGCCUUCUUCGUCAUUUACUCAACAAGCCGCUCAUGAGUGCGGUAAUGGGGAUAAACAAGACAACCAAUCCCGCUACCAUGAUGCUCAAUUCUGCACCCAGCGUUAUUAA